Molecule: messenger RNA, 1683 nt
Organism: Prorocentrum cordatum
Lineage: Eukaryota; Dinophyceae; Prorocentrales; Prorocentraceae
Source: the annotation of a GenBank genome assembly
AUGGGUCGUUGGAUUUCGUUGCCCUUCGGCGAUUCUGCAUGCCCAGUGUCAAACAGUACCGUUUUGGUCAAGAGACCGUUCUGGCCCAAGCUCAAUCUUGGGCUGAAUCACAGUCAGGCUGAUUUCCGCUUCGCACUUUCAAAGUUGUGAACUUCUGCCACAUGGCAGCACCGUGCAGUCUGAAAGUGUUCGCUCGCUGCCUCGUCUGCGUGCUCACCGUCAGGGGAGCCCUCGGAAAGGGCUUCGGCAUCGGGGACCUCGGGAAGGCGAUCAAAGCCGUCAGCCAGGACCCCCCCAAGAUGCCCGACGCCGUUCAGCAGAGCAUUCAGCAGGCGGCGGAGAACCCCCAGAGGCUGGUGGGGGACGCCGGCCAGGCGCUCGCGGGCGCGGACGCCUCCCGGGCCGUGGACACCGCCAGGGGCGCGGCGCAGAGCGCCUCGGUGGCCCUGCCAGCGGUCUCCGUGGCUGUGGGCGGCAGCCCCGCAGGGGCCGCGCAGGCGCCGUCGACCACGUCGCUGCCCGCGGAGCUGCCCGAGGAGCCCGCCACCGGCGGCAGCCAUGCCGUGCAGGAGGCCUUCAGCGGCAUCUUCGGGGAAGUGGGCAAGGCCACCCCCGGGGGCGUGGCGGGGGCGAUCGCGAGCCUGAAGGGGGGCAGGAUCGAGGAUGCCGCCUCCCAGGUCUCCAAGCGCGGGCAGGAGAUCGCCGGCGCCGUGCAGGACGCCAGCGUGAGGGACAUCGUGAAGGCGGCGAGCGGUCCGGCCGCACCGGGCUCGGCAGUGGGCCAGGCCAUGAGCCAGGCGAAGCAGGUUUUGGACAGCAAGAGGGCAGAAGUGGGCAGCCUGGCAGAGAAGGCAAAGACCGCCUCCGUGCAGGACAUGAUGGGUCUGGCCGACACCGACGAUGCCAAGAAGGGCGCUGCGAUUGUCAAGGGAGCCACUCUGCAAGACCUGCACGACGCCGUCAGGACAGACGAGGUCAGAAGCGCCAUUGCGAAUCCCGCGCGAGCCGUCCAGAACAUUGGCAACAUGAAGUUCCUCGGCCCCGCGGACGGAGCUAAAGACCAGCAUGACGGAGCGGGCGCCGACGGUGGAGAGAGCAUGGUCGACGCCAGAGUGGUAGCCCUGGCCGUCUUGGCAGGCUUCAUCCUGGGUGCCUACGUUCUUCUCCAGCGCCUCACCAAGCCCAGGCCAGUAGGAGCGGCCAUGCUGAGCGGCGAUCAAGAGUUGAACGGCAUCGCAUCGGCUCGCCACUGGAUGGGCACGAGCGCGCGGGAUGUAGUUUCGCAUUCGCCAGCCGGGAAUUCAGAAGGCUUCUCCCGGUUCUAGACGCAGGCCCAAGUGCGCACGGAGUGUAAGCGAGGUGCAGGCCGCUUUUCCGUCUUCCUCCACCCGCCCGAAUUCGUGCACGGAAUAUGUUAGUUGCGCGCGGCCGCUCCUUGAAAAGCAAAGACAUGCCCGGCUUAAAAUGAUUGUAUUGUGUCGACGGCUAUCUUUGCAGACGUUGUUACUUCAGUUCGCACACGUCUUCCUGGCCUUUCCAAAGACAGAAGGCGAAAGGUGUGCGUCUGCGCAGAAGCGCAGCGCGAGCUUGAGCCACAGCUCGGAAGAUCUCCUCUUGGCAGAUUUAGACGCGACCUUGACUGUAAUUAUGCUGAUCGCUGUCCCAUUGCAUACUGCUGAAGAA